CUCCCGACUCCCAGUAUGCCCCGCGCUCGUAAGGGCAACGCGCCCCGCAAGGGCGGCCAGCGUCGUGGAGGAGGUGCCCGGAGCAGUACCCAAGCUGACUCAGGAACCAGUGAGGAUGAGGCAGCCAGCGAAGCCCGCAGCACUACCAGUGAAUGCCCCAGCCUUCUCAGCACCACCGCAGAGGACAGCCUGGGGGGAGAUGUUGUGGAUGAGCUGAGCCAGCAGGAAGAACUUGAAGAAAAACUGAAGGAAUAUGUGGACUGCCUUACAGACAAGAGUGCCAAGAUCCGGCAAGGAGCUCUGGAGAGCCUGCGCCUUUCCCUGGCCUCACGCCUACUCCCUGACUUCUUGCUAGAGCGUCGCCUCACACUAGCCGAUGCGCUGGAAAAGUGCCUCAAGAAAGGGAAGAGCGAGGAACAGGCCUUGGCUGCUGCCGUGCUUGGCCUGCUCUGUGUGCAGCUGGGCCCUGGACCCAAGGGAGAAGAGCUGUUCCACAGCCUGCAGCCCCUGUUGGUCUCAGUGCUCAGUGAUAGCACAGCUAGCCCUACUGCCCGGCUCCAUUGUGCUUCUGCUCUUGGCUUGGGCUGCUAUGUGGCUGCUGCUGACAUCCAGGACCUGGUUUCUUGCCUUGCCUGCUUAGAAGGUGUUUUCAGCCGGUCCUGUGGCACAAGUGGCUCCACAGCUGCUGUGGUCCCUGCCAGCCUGCAUGGCCUGCUCUGUGCUGCCCUGCAGGCCUGGGCAUUGUUGCUCACUAUCUGCCCCAGCACCCACAUCAACCACAUCCUUGACAGGCAGCUGCCCCAGCUGCCCCAGCUUUUGUCCAGUGAAAGUGUGAACCUACGGAUCGCUGCUGGUGAAACCAUCGCACUGCUGUUUGAACUUGCCAGGGACCUUGAGGAAGACUUUGUUUACGAGGAUAUGGAGGCCCUCUGCAGUGCUCUGCGCACUCUGGCCACUGACAGCAACAAGUACCGAGCCAAGGCCGACCGCCGGCGCCAGCGUUCUACUUUUCGUGCUGUGCUGCACUUUGUUGAGGGUGGUGAGUGUGAGGAAGAGACAAUCCGCUUUGGACUUGAAGUGCUCUACGUGGACAGCUGGGCUCGGCACAGAAUCUACGCUGCCUUCAAGGACGUGCUGGGUUCGGGCAUGCACCACCACCUCCAGAACAACGAGCUUCUUCGUGACAUCUUUGGCCUAGGCCCUGUGCUGGUGCUGGAUGCCACUACUCUGAAGGCCUGCAAAAUUUCACGCUUUGAGAAGCACCUGUACAAUGCUGCUGCCUUCAAAGCCCGGACCAAGGCCCGCAGCCGUACUCGGGACAAGCGGGCAGACGUCGUGUGAAGUAGACCAGCCAGAGAGAAGACUGUCCACACCCUUGUAUAUUUUUAACAGAAGACAGUGCAAGAACUGGUCUCUGCCAGUGAUUGUCACUCUAUUUUUUUAAUGAUAAAACCAAAAACAAACAGGGUAGUAGGAUGGAGGUCAGAACACUUAAGGAACCUGGCUGUUUGUCCCUGCACUCAGCCCUGUGGCCUCUUUCUGCCCUGUCUCAGGGUACCCAAAUGUGUGCCUGUCCCAGGGCUGAGGGGCAGGUGGUAGGGGGCUGUCCCUUCCUUUUCUUUGUUAGGCCUUACUUUCCUGGGGUGACUUCUUUGGGAGAUUGGCCUCUGGACAAAUGCCUUCAUAGUAAGUGGGAGGCAAAGCUACCUGUAAUGGAAUCGUGUGCUGAUUUUUAAAGAUUACAGGAGAUAAUUAAACCGAAUGCUCAGUCUUCUGUAGUCUUGACUCCUGGGUAUUUCUACCUGCCUACCUCCUGUCUUCCCACCAUGGGCCUACCUGAGACUUCCCCCACCACCACCCAAUCUCA
Castor canadensis (American beaver) is the source of this 1867-nucleotide messenger RNA. RefSeq names its product interferon related developmental regulator 2 (gene Ifrd2). The record is from RefSeq and is a predicted model, not a curated record. NCBI's taxonomy places the organism in Eukaryota, Metazoa, Chordata, Mammalia, Rodentia, Castoridae.